CUUUGCUCAAGGUGCCCGCUCAGUUGGUGCUGUGGGCUCUAUGCCGGCAGACCCACCCCAACGGGGGCGGCCCUGGGAGCUGUGCUGCCUCGUAUCGGGAGCCCUGCCUGCUGGGUGCCUGCCCCCAGCCCCUGGGCGAGCGAGCGGCCAGCUAGCCGUGGCUCUGGUCGUGGGCCUUUAGAAGGGGUACGGAGUUUACCGUUUAACGGGUGUUACGGCCGUGGCUGGCUUGGGCGGCUCGCAGGACUCCCCGAGAAGGCUGCGCGUCUGGUAAGCAGUCAGGCUGCUGCAGUCUUGUGUAUUUGAUUUGAGAACACUUUUGGCACCUCCGUGUGUGCUGUUCUCUUUCUCCAAUUGUCAUUAGCAAGCACCAUGAGGUUUCGAAGUGGUUUUACCAUAUCUUUUGAUGCCUCCGAAGAAGAAAUGUACCAAGGCCAGGAAGGCAGAGCUGGUGUUCCUCGAGAGGCCGCGAGAGGGACCCAUUCAUUGCUAUGAAGCUCCAGUACAUUCGGCUGAAAAUCCAAGACGUGUUCCUUCAAAACCUGUAGACCAGAACACCUCUGCUGCCUGGGUGUGUCCACAAUUUGAAACAACUACAUCAGUGGCGUUGAAAGCAUGCCAGAAGAAGCAUCAUGGUCCUCACAAACCCCAGAAUCACAAUGCCAGCUACAGUUCACUUCAUAUAGGAGGAGCUUGUCGAAGAGCUAUAGCCUGCAAAUUUCCUCCUUUAACUUUUGAGAAGACAGAAGAAGGUGCAGUCCACCCCUCAGAUCAUACAAAGUGCUUGAGGAAGCACACGCAACACUUGCACAGGCAGCCCAAGGAAGGGACAGCAGCAAAAGCCAACAUCCAGGUGAACAGUCUGGUGAACUGUAGAGAAAUACCCUUGUUACCUGCUCCCCAGCCUGUGGAGCCAGAAGCCUAUAGUUCACCAGAUGUAGAGAUGGCACAGAUGCCUUCCAUAAGUAGCUGGAGAUGCAGCAGCACUCCACCACAAAGAAGUAGCCAUGCCUGGCAUCCAGAAAAAGAGCUGGCAUUCGGUAUUGACUCCAGUGAGGGGGGGGAGUUGGAAUCCGCAGCCGUACUGGUUACAGAUACUCCUGAGCAUGAGUAUGGAGUAAAGGUUACUUGGAGGCAGCGGCCUCUAAUAAUGAAGUAUCUGCAGGACAGGGGGAAGCUGAGUGUUGCUGACAUACUGGUGAAGACGAACUUCGAGCUCUCAAGGAAACAACCCAAUGUCUGACUUGGCAGGAGCAGUAAACCUGUGCAAAACCGCAUCCGAAUAGACUGUUAUUUCAAGGAUGGAGAGGGAAGCUGAUUUAAGCCAAGCCGUGUGCUACGGCUGGCUCACCCUCCUGAGAAAUGCCACAAGUGCGCGGCGUUCGCGAUGGGGGUAUUUUGGGCUGGGCUUCU
Messenger RNA from Melopsittacus undulatus (budgerigar), 1413 nucleotides. RefSeq names its product RAD9-HUS1-RAD1 interacting nuclear orphan 1 (gene RHNO1). Gene Ontology annotation, cellular component: nucleus; chromosome. Gene Ontology annotation, biological process: cellular response to ionizing radiation; DNA damage checkpoint signaling; recombinational repair. NCBI's taxonomy places the organism in Eukaryota, Metazoa, Chordata, Aves, Psittaciformes, Psittaculidae. The coding region runs from base 407 to 1243 and encodes 278 amino acids. The transcript is spliced from 3 exons. The record is from RefSeq and is a predicted model, not a curated record.